CGGAAACACGAAGCUUGCGAAGCUACCACGCGCCUUGGCGCCUCGGGGUUGUCUAGACUGGGCCCUUCUGCUCCCUAGAGCGACUGCUUUUACGCCGCCUCGUACUUGGGCCCCUGAUCCAGCGAUCUGCAGGGAAAGGCCAAGCUAAAAAAGUUGCGAAUAGGCAGGCUCGCAGGCAGCUACUGCAUCGCUCUUGCGGUAUAUUUAACUCGCCCGCCCGCCCACGUCGUCCCCCUUGCUUUCCCUCCCUCCUUCCCCCAUUCAAUCCGCUCGCUCGUUCUCCAACUUCGCACCACUUCACUUCGUCUACCUUCCUUCAGCGGCAUUGACUCGUCGACACCGUCCUUCAUCAUGCAGUUCAAGCUUCUCGCCAUCUCUGCCCUCGUGGCCGCCGUGUCUGCGCAGACCCCCUCCAUCCCCGCUAGCGACCUCGCCAUCAUCGCUACCAUCCUGCCCUCCUCCGCCGACGCCUACAUCAAGACCGCCGGCGUCGCAGGCUUCUACACGCACGUCGCCUCGGAGUUCAAGGCCGGCCACACGCCCGGCUGGUUCACGAAGCUGCCCUCGCAAAUCCAGACGCUGCUCGUGCCCGGCAACGGCACCGCGACGGUCGUCAACAGCACCGUGACCGGCAGCAGCACCUCGUCCGGCAAGCACCACACCAAGACCGAGGGCACGAGCGUCAUGACGACGCAAACCACCCUCACCGGCUCUGCGGCCUCGUCUGCGUCGUCGUCUGCUUCGUCUUCGGCGUCUGCUGCUAGCAGUUCUUCCUCUGCUGGUGGCGCGGCGCCUACUGGUGUCAUUGGCGCCGGGCUUGCUGGUGUCGUCGGCAUUGUUGGGCUUCUUGCUCUUUAAGUUGCAUAGUUGAUCGAUUCACCAUGCAUUGACAUCGGGAGACUGCUGAGAGUGAAAGGGCGAGAUACGCAUCCGUAUGACGGUAUUCCAAAAUGCAAAAGCUUUUCAACGGAGUUCCCUGAU
Neohortaea acidophila is the source of this 981-nucleotide messenger RNA. RefSeq lists its product as uncharacterized. NCBI's taxonomy places the organism in Eukaryota, Fungi, Ascomycota, Dothideomycetes, Mycosphaerellales, Teratosphaeriaceae. The transcript has 2 exons. The coding region runs from base 352 to 858 and encodes 168 amino acids. The record is from RefSeq and is a predicted model, not a curated record.